This is a messenger RNA of Hippopotamus amphibius kiboko, 942 nucleotides long. It is a transcript of the gene SCAND1, whose product is annotated as SCAN domain containing 1. The record is from RefSeq and is a predicted model, not a curated record. The coding region runs from base 137 to 697 and encodes 186 amino acids. The transcript has a single exon. Lineage: Eukaryota; Metazoa; Chordata; Mammalia; Artiodactyla; Hippopotamidae.
GGGCGCGCCCUCCUCCCACCUCCCUCAGGGUCGCGCGGGCUCCGCCCUCUAGAGGAAACAUCUCCCUCUUCACCCCGCCCACUCGCAGACGCAGUGCUGCAGACGCAGUGCUGCGCCCACAGCUGCGGGACAAAGGAUGACGUCCGGAGCCGGAGCCAUGGCUGCGAGUGAGCUGAGCGUGGCUGUAACCGAGAGGCCCGCGCCGCCGUCGGGGAAAGAGGAAGGGUCUGGUCCGAGCUCAGGCCCGGAGCGUAACUCUACGGGCUCCUCCUCGAUUCCUGAGACCCCACCGCCUGCCCCCGAGCCCUCCGGCCCCAACGCCGCGGUCCCCGAAGCGAAUUCUACGCCUCCCUUGGCGGCCGCCGCCGCCCUGGAGCUGCCCCUCGGGCCAGCACACCUGGGCUCCUCGCCGCUUGCCGAAGCCGCUCCGCGCUCCCCUCCAGGCCCUGGCGGUUCCCGACCCGGCCCAGAGACGUUCCGCCAGCGAUUCCGGCAGUUCCGCUACCAGGAUGCAGCAGGCCCGCGGGAGGCGUUCCGACAGCUGCGGGAGCUCUCUCGCCAGUGGCUGCGGCCCGACAUCCGCACGAAGGAGCAGAUCGUGGAGAUGCUGGUGCAGGAGCAGCUGCUCGCCAUCCUGCCCGAGGCGGCGCGGGCCCGGCGGCUUCGCCGCCGCACGGACGUGCGCAUCACUGGCUGAGCGGCGGAGCUGUGGGCGGCCCGGCUCGGGCGCUCUCCGGACCAGAGCCCUGAUCGGGUCCGGGGCCCUGAGCCUGGCUCCCCGUUACGCGUUAAUGAAAAACGAGUUUGGGCAGUUCCUGCAGUCUCGUGUGUCCUUUCGGUUCGUUCUUUACCGUACUUAUUAUCCCGAGCCUAUUUCCAACCUCCUUUCUGGCUGGUGGUGAAAUCAAGUUGGGAGCCCAUGAGAAUAAAGUCUUUGUUUCU